UAUCGAUAUAUUGUAAUGCAUUUUUAUUUGAUCGAGUUUUCCGACAGGAUGAAAAUUUUAGGUUCAGCCAUGGCAUAUUCGAUACUUUUAACUAGACUUCUCAUUUUUUGGUAUAAGCAACGAACGUUCAACAAAAUAUUAACAAUGAUGGCGAUCGACUGGGAAAAAUGUACCAACUCAAAAUUUAGUAUGUUAACAACGAAGUGCAAUGCCAAACUGUCGCAGCGCUUCACUAACAUAACGGUGAUUCUCUAUUUGACAAAUGUAACUCUUUUUAGCAGCAAUAUCUUCAUAAAAGAUAUGGAUGAUGUCAUAACUUCCAACGUUUCCACACGAUCACUCAUUAUAGACAUGGAUUUGCCAUUUGACGUUAAUCGAAGAUUCGUAUAUGAAUCGGUCAUAAUUGUUCAAUUUCUUCACAUGCUGAUAUGUGCUAACGGAAUGGGAUUAAUAAAUGCUUUACUUAUAAAUUUGGUGUUGCAUAUAAGCGGUCAAAUUGAUAUUCUUCGUAAAAGUGUGUUGGAACUUUUUCCGAAAGAAAAUAAGUGCAGUACGAAUCGUUCUAUGGUAAAAAGAGUAAUCAAGAAACACCAGAAUAUUAUCACUUUUUCAGAACAUAUUGAAGAUCUGUACUCGUAUAUCUCAAUGGUGCUUCUCAUAUCGGAUACUUUGCUUAUCUGCUGCUUGGGUUUUACAAUGGUCACGUCGAUUGGGCGACCCAAUGCUUCAGAAAGUAUAAUCAGGAAUUUCUUAUUUUACCUCGCUGUGAAUAUAGAGGUAUUUAUAUUCUGUUUUGCUGGAGAAUACUUGAGCGCUAAGAGCAAGAGCAUUGGAGAUGCUGCAUACGAUUCUCUUUGGUACGAAUCAGAUUUCAGAGAUAGUCGAAAUAUAUUGCUCUUAAUAUUGAGGUCGCAAAAUCAAUUAACCAUUACAAUUGGAAAAAUAAUGAAUUUAUCUCUAGAACAAUUUACCAAUAUUAUAAAAACUUCGGCUUCUUACUUAUCGAUUCUACUUGCGAUGUAUUAAAACGAAACUGUAUCUAUUUACAUCGACAUUUUAAUGAGAAUUAACAGCUGGUUUAGUUGCAACAAAAUUUGCAUAUGAUUUAAAGUAAAAACGUUGCUGCAUUACUUUUCGUUCCUUUUUAUGCCGGCGAUGAACUAAAUAUUAAGAUUAAUCUCUAUAAUAUUAUGAUUGUAUAAUAUUAUCCUGAUAGGGUUUAGCAGAGUAGCAUGAGGUAAUAAUAGUAUAAUAGUUAUUA
This is a messenger RNA of Temnothorax curvispinosus, 1261 nucleotides long. Its product is annotated as odorant receptor 4-like. The coding region runs from base 16 to 1026 and encodes 336 amino acids. Gene Ontology annotation, biological process: detection of chemical stimulus involved in sensory perception of smell; sensory perception of smell. Gene Ontology annotation, cellular component: plasma membrane. NCBI's taxonomy places the organism in Eukaryota, Metazoa, Arthropoda, Insecta, Hymenoptera, Formicidae. Gene Ontology annotation, molecular function: odorant binding; olfactory receptor activity. The transcript is spliced from 6 exons. The record is from RefSeq and is a predicted model, not a curated record.